AUGGCCGAAAUAGACGAGACUCAGUUUUCUCUGAUGAGUCUGGAGGAUGAACUGACCUGCAGCAUCUGUCUCAGUACCUUUGACUGUCCGGUGACCAUCCCCUGCGGCCACAACUUCUGCCAGGACUGUCUCCUCGCCACCUGGAAGGACACCUACAGCUGUCCUCAGUGUCGGACCCACUUCGCCACCAAACCGGAACUGAAGAAAAACACGGUCCUCAGCACCGUCGUGCAGACCUUCAACUUGAGGUCAAGCAAGAGCGAGGGCAACCUGUUCGGAGAGGAGAAAAAAGCCGAGGAAAAGGAUGUUAUCCGCUGUGAUACAUGUAUGGAAGCAGAGGCGUCUCAGACCUGCCUCACCUGCAUGGCCUCUUUCUGUGAGGAGCACCUGCGGCCUCACCGGGAAAACCCAAUUUUCCGUGUCCACCAGCUGAGUGAGCCCGUCGGUGACCUGUCGGAGCGCAUCUGCCCGGAUCACCACAAGCUGAUGGAGCUCUUCUGCAGCCAGCACGGCCGUCCAAUCUGCAGCCUCUGUCUCCAAAAUGUCCACAAAGGCUGCUCCUUCACGUCUCCUGAGGAGCAGAGGACCCAAAAAGAGACCGACCUGAGAGUCAAGUUAGGCUUGCUGGAUGGGAAGAUUAGGAAGAAUGAAGCUGUUAUUUGUCAAAUGCAGGACAUGCAGAACAAGUUGAAGGACUCAGCGACCAACAGGAAAAAAGCUGUGGCAGCUGAGUAUCAUCAGAUGCGGGAAAUGUUGCUUCGACAGGAGCGUGAUGCUCUGAAUGCAGUCGAUCGAGAGAUGGAGAGUGGUCAGACCAAACUCAGGGUUUUCAUGAAGAAGCUAACUGAGAACGUUAAUAACAUGAGCAAAGCUAAAGAAGAUAUCCACAGUCUGCUGAGUCAGUCCCAAACGCUGGCCUUCCUACAGGCGUCAGUUAACCUGCCCCCAGCUGUAAACUUUGACCCUUAUGCCCCUCGAAUCAGCGUGGACUCCAAGACGGUCAUAGCGACACACGCCUCUGCUGCUGCCCUAAAGGACUAUCUGGCAGAGCUCUUUAAACAGCCUGUUGAGGCCAGACUGCAAAUGAUUAAACCAGGUGAAUAUGCAGGUCAAAGUUCAGCUUCUGCCUCAGGAUUUACACCUUUGAACACUGGACCUUACCAGGAAUCUGGUAUGUUCAUCUUUCCUGCACAAAAAAAAAGUGACAAAGAUUUUAGAAAAUGUGACAAAAGACAGUUAAAGAAUAAAAUGCCCUUUCUUUUUUAUAUUCAUAUUUCAGAGCUGAAAGUGCCUCAAGAGCAACAGAGACUUCCUAGGUCCCAUAGUCCAGGUCCAGGUGCCCAACCCAAAGCAGGCCCAAAGAAGAAAGCUCCAAAACAAACCAAAAAACCUUCCCAAUCCACUGAGGACGUUUUGGGAAAUGAGAAUCUAACCAGAUUGAAGGAAAAACUGGACAAACUCAAAGGCUGUCCUCCUGCAGGUGAACCCACUCACAAACCAGAAACUUCAGACCUUUCCCCGAACGUAACAUCUGCUGAAAAAAGAAGUGAACUUCUGAAAUAUGGCACAGUACUCACUUUUGAUCCAAAGACAGCUCACAAACGCAUCAUACUGACUGAGGACUUCACAAAGGCCUCUGUGUCAGAUGAGCACGCAGACUACCCCGACUGCCCUGAACGCUUCGCCGUCUGCUCCCAGGUGCUCACCUCCAAGGGUUUCUCCAGAGGACGCCAUUACUGGGAAGUCCGACUGAGCAGCAACAACUUUGUCGGCAUAGGCUUGGCUUACAGCAGCAUUGACCGCAAAGGUCCCUCCAGUCGACUGGGCCGCAACAACCAGUCCUGGUGUGUCGAGUGGUUUAAUGUCAAGCUGUCAGCUUGGCAUAACAGCAGUGAAACCGUUCUGGCCAAUCCCAGUCCAAAGCGCGUAGGUGUGCUGUUGGACUGUGAGGCGGGCAUGGCUACGUUCUAUAACGUGGCAGACAGGGCGUAUCCCUUCCACUCCUUUGUGUUCCCCUUUGCUGCUGCUGUGUAUCCAGCUUUCUGGAUUUUCUCAAGUGGCUCAUCCAUUUCUUUGUGCAAGCUGCAGGCAUGAGGGGCAUAUGCACAUACAACUGCAUAUGCAGCAACACACACACACCAAAACACACAUACAGUCAGCCCUUCUGUUUACUAAUAUUAAGAAUGUAAAAAGAAAUUUAAACUGCCUCAGCAGGUUUCUCAAAACUGCAGAAAAGACAAAUAACUUUCAUAAACUGUUUCAUAAACAAAUCGCAGGUGACUGUGAUGCAAUUAUGUGUAUGUGUUACAGUUAGAACACACAUAAGUCACUGUACACUUACUGUGCAGCGUGUUUUGAUAAGAAGUCAGCACAUCAAAAAUGUAUGAUUGUGAAUUGGGUUGUGGCUAUCAUAUGACUAUAGUCGUCAGGCAGGGGGAUAAAAACAUUUUUGUCACAAUAACUUUCUUCAUACCAUAUCAAUAUUGGGGUGUGUCACGAUGUGAGUUAUUUCCGAUGAGUGUAAAGAUUCAGAUUGUGAAAAUGACUAAGAACUGUGUGGACAGCAAACAGAAAAAGGCUUAAAUCAUGUCAGUAUAAACGCUUAUAAAUCCUGCAUGUAAAGUCCUUAUAGCAGUGGAGCUGUCUCUCUCUUUGAUGACUCUCAAAGUUUCCUCUGAAGGGGCGCUCAUUCAUUCCAUCUAUCUAUCUAUACAACAUUUGAUAACACAACAACUGCAUGUUUUGUGUUAGUUAUCCCUGUUUGUGCAUUUGUCCUUUCCUAAAGGACUGCCAUGUUGUUGGAUAGAAAAAGCUCUGUGAUGCUAUCCAGUGUACCCAACCAGUGUACUCUACAGACGAUGUAUGUGUCUCAUUUUCACGUCAUUUUAUCGUAUCAAUUUUGUAAUUGGGCUAACUGAAUAUAUCGUUUGUAUCACCCAGCUCUGUAUGUGCACUCCCACAACUUUUUUUCAGGUCUGCUGAUGAGAACAGAUGUCACAUAGACUCUGUUUUUAUCAUGUUCUGAGCCUGUGUGUGUGUUAGUGUUUGGAGUUUGGCUGGUAUUACAUGUGUCUGCCUGUCACAAUCUUUACAGAGCUUUUCACGAAAUUUUACAGACCUGUAGUUGAGAUCAAAAUAAAGGCCCAGUCUGUAGAUGGGUGUCAUCCGUCCCAUGAGUUCUGAGUACUUAUGUAAUAAUGUAGUAAUGACUUCUGAGUGCUCAUGGGUCGGAACGACAAUGUUUUGAUGGGUGCUAUCGCUGGUGUGAUCACAAGAUGGCCUCUGGUUUGUUUUUCUUUUGUUUUUUAUUCAUGGGAUUUUUUCAUGGGAUCUUUAUUGAUGUAGUUUGAAUCAGGAAAUAAUAGGGAGAGAGAGGAAGGGAUGAAAUGCAUGACCCUUGGCCUGAUUUGAACCUGGGAUGUCAUGCUUGCAUGGUAUACCCCGUAGAAAGAAACUGCUACACUGUUUUAACCAUUAAACCAAGAAGCCAUCAGAAUGCUCUGUUGGCUUUUCAUUGGGUGGCAGGAAGGUAGAAAGAUGUAUAGUUUGUGCUUCCUGAAACGCACUGGUGAUAAUGGUUAGAGUGGCCUGAUGUGGCAGUGCUGGAGUCCAUUAGGUGGUCAAGCGGUAUGGUCAGUGUGUAUACUGAUCACUUUCAAUCAGACUCACAAUGAGCAUGCUCAUCCUGCAGAUGUUAGAAGAUGUGAAAUGACAAACCAUGUGGGUGUCACGCAGCAGAGAUCUGUCUGCACAAUAUAAAGCAUAUGAACAGUGAAGUUAGGUGUUUGAACAUGGUUCUCCUGGCUCUUUUGACAAAGGUAGCCAAAGUACUAACAUCACAGCAUUAAAGAGGCUCAGAAGACACUGUUGUCCAGAGGGACUUAAAUGAUAAGUUAGCAGAGGUUCAGACAUGAUGACUGCUGUGCUGGACCAAUCAGCUCUUAACUGCUGGUUAAGAGAAGAAAUCUCUGGGAGGCAUUUGUGCCAGUGCACCUCGGGUAUGGGCCUUAUAUAUGAGGUUACAUGUUGGCAUUAAGAGGCACAAUGCAUCCCUGCACAGACAGUGUGAACCUGUACAGUAAAAUCUGCAGCUUUUACUAUCUGCCAUUACUUAUCUUGACAGUGGAAGUUUUGGUUUGGGACAGGUAGCUCUGUGAACCAUAAUGAGUGCCUAAGUCCUGAUGUUGUGCUGACACUUGUUUACUCUACCAAGCUCAAAUAACAUCAUAGGGCUGUCUGUUCUUAGCCGAAUCAAGGAAGAGUUAUGUUUCUUUGCAACAUUUGACCUUACUGCAGACUACAGGUGCUCACAGAUGAUUUUUACCAGCUGUGACUGUGUGGCUGGUUUUGUUUUCACCUUGUGAGUCUCUGUGUGUGUGUCAUCAUGGCAAAAUGUGUUCCUGGAGAGACACCAGCUGUAGCAGGAACUACCACACAGGUGGUUUUGAGUACUUUAGCAGGUGUUCAUACGUCCGUCUGUGGACAGUUUUUCUUCGCCAUCAUAAUGUCACAGUUGUGGAACUCACACUCACGAAACUUUACAGGUGUGUUGUUGAAAUUGAAAUGAAGGCAGAGUUUGAAAAUGAGUGUGAUCCGACUCAUGAGUAUUGGGUACUAAUGCAUUCGUGUAGUAAUAACUGCUGACUGCUCAUGUAGUGAUGCAGUAGUGACUUCUGAAUACUCAUGGGUUGGAAUGUCAACAUGCUGACGGGUGUCGCAGCUGUUGUAAUCCCAUCACAAGGUGGUCUAUAGCGUUGAUCUGUUGGUGAUUGGUGGUUGUUUAGUGCUGAUCUUUAGCUGAUAUGUUGUUCAUUAUUCUUUUCAUCAAAUAUUUUCAAGUGUCUGAGCACAUUGGAUUUUACUCUGUGUGAUUUCAGAGGUUAACACUGAACCAUCCUUCGUGUAAUCCUUUAUUCAGUGUACCCAACAGGAGAACAUAUUUAUGUGACUGUCUUAAUAAUUAAAAAAAAAAAAAAGAUUAUCACUGUAAAAUCUGUGUAACAAAUUAGCCAAUGACUGCUUUUAAUAAAUGUUGAUUACCUCUA
Molecule: messenger RNA, 5045 nt
Organism: Toxotes jaculatrix (banded archerfish)
Lineage: Eukaryota; Metazoa; Chordata; Actinopteri; Toxotidae
Gene: trim25
Product: tripartite motif containing 25
Exons: 8
Coding region: 1-2094 (697 amino acids)
Molecular function (GO): protein binding; zinc ion binding
Source: RefSeq, a predicted model, not a curated record